ACUGAUCACUCCCUUCUAUUCCAGGUGAAAUGGUUCAAUACUGAAAUGGUUCACUAAAAUGUUUUUUAGUGUGUAUAAAGAACAGGUAAUUCGUCGUAAUUGCAGUCCUCCUUGCGAACCUCAGCUGAACCCCGUUACGUAACAGAAAUGGCGGAGAUCGAAGGCGCACAGGUUGUAAAAGCGAAGAAGCGUGAAGCGGGAGGGGCCCGAAGAGUGGCCAACCAAAUCCCAGAGGAAAUACUGAAUGACCCACAGCUGCAGGAAGCCAUCCGUGCUCUGCCUCAGAAUUACAACUUUGAGAUCCAUAAGACAGUGUGGCGAGUGAGGCAGGCCAAGGCAAAGAGAGUGGCGUUACAGUUGCCAGAGGGUCUACAGAUGUUUGCCUGUGUAAUUGCUGACAUCAUUGAAAGGUUCACAGAUGCAGACACUGUGGUCAUGGGGGAUGUGACGUAUGGAGCCUGCUGUGUGGAUGACUUCACUGCUCGUGCCCUGGGCGCCGACUUCAUGGUGCACUAUGGCCACAGCUGUCUGAUCCCUAUUGACUCUACGGCAGGUAUAAAGAUGCUGUAUGUGUUUGUGGAUAUCCAGUUGGAUACAGCUCACUUCCUGGACACGGUGCGGUACAACUUCACCCCUGGACAGUCCCUGGCACUUGUCAGCACCAUUCAGUUUGUGGCAGCAUUGCAGUCUGCCAGUACUGCCCUGAAGCAGACGUAUGACGUGCUGAUGCCUCAGUGUCGCCCCCUGUCUCCCGGAGAGAUACUGGGGUGCACCUCGCCUCGCCUCGAAAGGCCCGUCGAUGCCCUCAUUUACCUGGGAGAUGGGAGGUUUCACCUGGAAUCCAUAAUGAUUGCCAAUCCAGACAUACCUGCCUACAGGUAUGACCCCUACAGUAAAGUCUUCUCACGAGAGUACUAUGAUCACAAAGCCAUGCGGGAGGCCCGACAGAAGUCCAUCGAGCGAGCUCGUUCAGGCCAGCGAUGGGGCCUCAUUCUGGGCACACUCGGCCGGCAGGGCAGCCCCAAAGUCUUGGAGCACCUGGAAUCCAAGCUGGAGUCUCUAGGAAAGACUUUCUGCAGAGUAAUGCUGUCAGAAAUCUUCCCCAGCAAACUAGAUCUACUGCCAGAUGUUGAUGUGUGGGUACAGAUUGCGUGUCCACGCCUCUCCAUAGAUUGGGGCCUGGCCUUCUCUAAGCCCCUGCUCUCUCCUUAUGAGGCUGCAGUGGCACUCAGGCAGGUUGAGUGGCAGGAAGUGUAUCCAAUGGAUUACUAUGGCAAUCAGAGCUUGGGACCUUGGACUGUCAAUCACCGUGAUAACCAACCAUGCCGCACUGCCAAAAGACAAACCAAGAAGUGUGCGCCAGGCAAUGCUGCAGCUGUCAAUCCGAGCAUUCCCUGUGGCUGUCAGGCAGAAUAACCACAACACUUCCAUAUUCCACUGUGUCACUGACCCACAUAAGGAAAUACAUGUACGCACAUCACACACAAACCAGCUGCAAAUCAUGCACAAUGAGGAUAUUCACACUAACCCUGAUGGAACCACUUUAUUCAAAUGCUUCACAGUCACUUUGGCUACAGUUCAUGUGGCCAUGCUAUUUAGGAACGGUGAUUUUAAACCUACCACUGGACCCGACUUAACACCAGAAUCUUAAACAAUAUCAAUGUAUAUAUGUACAUUUCUGUAAACAUUUGUAAUUAAAGAGCUGAACUGGAAAAGAAUGAAAAAAUGU
Anguilla anguilla (European eel) is the source of this 1729-nucleotide messenger RNA. RefSeq names its product diphthamide biosynthesis 1 (gene dph1). The record is from RefSeq and is a predicted model, not a curated record. NCBI's taxonomy places the organism in Eukaryota, Metazoa, Chordata, Actinopteri, Anguilliformes, Anguillidae. The coding region runs from base 148 to 1416 and encodes 422 amino acids. Gene Ontology annotation, biological process: protein histidyl modification to diphthamide. The transcript is spliced from 13 exons. Gene Ontology annotation, molecular function: 2-(3-amino-3-carboxypropyl)histidine synthase activity.